CAGAGGGCAGCAUUGUGUUUACAUAACGCUUGGCUUAUCCGUCAGAAACAAUGUUGUAGGGUUUAUGGCGUUUGUUCGAAGCAAAAGUGUCACCAUUCAGAUCUUCACCAGAAAGUGCUGGAAAAUACUAUACGCAGAUAUCUGUCGUUAAUCUCGAUGUAAGACAUGAAGAAAUACGGAGAGCUAUGGAGAGUAGAUUCUGUGUUUUAAGCGACACCGAAGAUUUCCAAACGCUAAUUUCAAACACAGCUAACGAGCUCCACUUCGAAAGUUCCAAGACACUGUUUGAAGAAAUUCGUGCCUCAAUCAACAACAAUGAUGAAGAGGACCGUUCCUUCUGGAGGCCCGUGCUCCCCUGGGGAGGCGUCUUCACCAUCAAGGCAGGACGGAAGGCCAUAUCAUGCAUUCCGCUGUACGUCAAAAUCAACCUCAGAAACACCUGCACCAUCGAUGGCUUCCUCAUGAUCCUGUAUGUGAUACUGCGGGACAACCAGGGCUUUUCCAGAGAACUGGCUGUUUUCCUAGGCAAACAGUUUGUAGAGCAUUUCCUCUACCUGAUGGACUGUUGUGACUACACCACAGUGAAGAUGCUGUGGAUAUGGGACAGGAUGUCUAAAAGACAGUACCGCUCUGAGAUUCACCAGGCAGCACUGGAAAUCGACCUGUUUGGUAAUGAGCACGAGAACUUCACAGAGAAUCUGGAAGACCUCAUGUCCACCAUGCAGGAGAGUCUAUGCACCAACUGGAACUGCCCAGCUCGCUUCCAGGAGUUCAUCAAAACUACAAUCAACAUCAGCCCUCCUCAUGAGCUCCCUCACAGAGACCCCAUUCAGUCGGCCGUGGACGAGUUCUUCUGCCCCAAGCUCCUGCUCUGCUCACAGCUGGGGUGUGAUGGUCUACGGGAGUUCUCUCAGAGGGUUUUCUGCCAUGGACCACCACCCUUUGUUAUCCUCAACAUGCAGCAGUGGAAGUCAGAGGAUCUGUCCUAUGUUCCUUACCACCUGGCUCUCUGCCAGCACAGGUACUCACUGGAGGGCGCCACACUCUUCAACAAGGAGGAGCAUCACUACUCUGCAGCCUUCCAGAUCGACGGCUGCUGGAUGCACUAUGACGGUCUGAGGUGCAACAAUCUGAUUCUGUUGCAGAAGCCACCGGAGCUCCUUCUGCUGUCCUCUCUGGUCUACAUCCGCUCCUCUGACAAGUGAACUCGUCAUAUCUCGAGUGGACACGCAGAUGAGCAGGAGUCACACCAUUCAUUCAGCAUUCAUCCACCCUUCCUUUGAUUCUUUUGUCACAAUCCCAUAUGUGACAUUACAUUGAUGUUAUCACAUUUCAUCAUUCAGUUGUUUUGUUUUAAUUCGUGUCAGCUUCCUCUGUUUCACCUGAACGCUUGCAGAAAGCUUAUUCUUAUAAAUGAAAUGACUUUUUCUGGGGCAUGCUUGGAAUCCAAGAAUAUAAUGGACUAUAAUAGUUCUGGGUUGAUGUGCAUAAAUGACUAUUUCAUUGAGUAAUCGUAUACAUAUACAUUUGUCAUGGCUAUUAAAGGAUUACAUUGUGAGGGUGUAUUUGCUAUUAAACAGCCUUGUAUAGGAGGUGACAGACUGUACAUCACAUUCUCAUUAAAGUGUAAGUUUUUACAUUUAUGCAAAUCAGCCCUUUCCUACAAUUAAACUGGUGCUUUUUCUACUUGCACUGUGGCCUGAGGAUAAGGAACAAGCAAACAAGGCCAAAGCCCGUAUCAGGUUAAUGUCUUAUGCUUUGUGACAAUGUUUGAAUGGCAGGCAAGCAUUUAAUGCAAUGAGUAAAGGUUAAAAGAAACUGUUCAAAUACAGAAGUUGAGGUUUAUAUCUCUGUUCUGACACUAUGAGCUGAAUUAUUACCUGUGUUGCUGGCAACAUGUCCACACAAAUUAAUUAAAUUCAAGUAUUUUAACACGCUCGCUCAGCACACACUGCAGCUGACAACACAGGGAAUGCGUAUUAAUGGGGGUUUUUUUCCAGUAGUUUUUAGCCUCAGAGAAUUACUGGUAUCACACUGUGCCUCUGCCGAGGGAAAUUUGUGAAAAGGAAUAAUAUCAAGUCUUUAAUCAUGAGUAGUUUUCAAUUCCUGUUUUUCUAUGCCGAGACUGUCUUUAAAAUGCAAAUACAAAUAUUUUGGAAUACG
Messenger RNA from Scatophagus argus, 2163 nucleotides. It is a transcript of the gene dorip1, whose product is annotated as chromosome 15 C14orf28 homolog. The transcript has 5 exons. The record is from RefSeq and is a predicted model, not a curated record. Lineage: Eukaryota; Metazoa; Chordata; Actinopteri; Scatophagidae. Bases 186 to 1205 code for a protein of 339 amino acids.